AUUAUGACCAAGGGGGUCAUAGGGCGUCCAACAGAUAGCAGAAUUCUUGCACAGAUACACACCAUAAACUCAGUUUAGUUAUAGAGAUUUUUCUUCGUGGACGUGGCUUGCUGUAAAACCCGUAAAAAAUUGCAAAUCUAUUGAAAAAACUAACCAAUUUCGAGAAUGCGAAGUCCCUCGGCAGCAGUUUCGGCAAUGCGAAGGAUUUGUCUGAUAUAAUGACUGGCAGCUUUAAGGUGCAACUCAUCAACAUGGGCACUCGCGCUGCCGCCUUUCAGGCAAAACUGAGAGCCCUUCAUGAAUACCACGUACGUCUAUUGCACAACGUCUUACCUGCGCCCUCUGGCGUCGAUAUUGCUAACAAUAUCAAAUACUUUUCUCAAACUCUACUAACUGUCCUUAAAGAUGUGCGAACCUCGCCGCACGAGCUUAUCCGCGAUCCUCUUGAAGAUCCCACUCGCAUGUCUGCCUAUCCCAAUCUCGAAUAUGGCAAUCUUUACAAUGCUCUUACUAUGCUCAUUGAUGUGGCACCUUGUAUCCAGUAUGGACAAAUCGUUUUCGGAAAAGCUCUAUUGCAGUGCCUAAGCUGCAUCCUACCCUUUCUCGACAAGGAUCUUAUUGAUAAUCUACCCUAUCUAGUAAGCUCCACUAUAUCUGUCUUACCACCAGCAUUGCAUCAGGAUAUUGUCAAUGCUCUAUGUUACUAUAUCUUACCUUUUACUAUAACCCGUCGAAGCUCCGAUGAGCAGGAAUGCCAGGCCUGCCAGUCAGUGUCCUCGGUCAUCAUGAUGGUGCUGCAGUACUCCAACAAUCCGGCUCAUCAUUGCCAGUUGCUGGAGUGUCUGAUGACUCUUAAACACAAUGUGGUUAAGGACAUCCUAUGCGUAGUGGCCUAUGGAACCGCUGUCUCCAGAACCUCCGCUGCCAAGCUGCUCUUCUACUACUGGCCAGCCUUUAACGCCAAUCUAUUUGAUCGCAAAGUCUUGCUAUCCAAACUAACCAAUGACCUAGUACCCUUCACCUGUCAGCGGGAGCAUUGCCCUAACUCGGGAAACGCAGAGGCUGCCAAGGUGUGCUAUGACCACAGCAUCAGUAUCGCCUAUGCCCCAGAUUGUCCUCCGCCACUUUACCUGUGCAUCGAGUGCGCUAAUGAGAUACAUCGAGAGCAUAGUAGCCUGGAGUUUGGGGACAUCCUGCAUCCCAUGCAGCAGGUGUCAAUGGUCUGCGAGAACAAAAACUGCCGCUCCAACGAGAAGUCAGCCUUCUCCAUCUGCUUCUCCACUGAGUGUGCCAGCUUCAAUGGCAACCACCCAAUCCGCUACUGCAGCCAGUGCCACAGCAAUAGGCACAAUUCCCGUCGUGGAGGCGACCAUGUGGUUCAUCGCAGUUUGCAGCCCGCCUGGCAGAUGGACCCGGAGAUGCAGAUGCACAUGGUUGAGUCAGUAGUGAGCCUUCUGCGGGAGGCCAAGCCAUUGAACUUUGAGCCUGGCAAGGAGUCAUCGUCGUCCGAGUCCAAGAAGAAUGGAUCCCCCUUGACAGCCGACAAUAUUUCGUUGGAAGAGCGCCAGAGGUUGGGGCGGUAUGGUAUCUGGUUGCUGGUGGGUCGCUGUACUCCCACUGCAGACACUCCUGUGGAAGUGCUAGGCAGGAUCCUUAGCAUGCUUUUCCAUUGGUUCCAUGUCACCGCCUAUUCAUAUGAUGCUGCUGGACAAGUGGAGAGCACCAUUGAGAAGCUGAAAGUGGAUCAUGUGUGCAAUUGGCUGAAGGACAUCUGCCGCAUCCACUACAACGUCUUCAUCUCCUGCCUGCUGCCCCAUCCCCCAGAGUAUGCCCGCGUUGGUGGCCACUGGGAGACCUUGGCAUCACGAACCAGUCAUUUGAAGGAAGGUCUUCAGCGACUCAUUUGCCUAGUUCCGUACGAAGUCAUCACCUCCGAGAUCUGGGACUAUGUAAUGCCCCACUGGAUGGAGGCCAUCACCAACGAUGUGGCCGAGAAGGAACUCAAUGAGCUGAAGAUUGUACUAAGCAAGAUCCUCGAUCCGGAGAUGUCUCCUCUUGGCUUUGAUGCCAAAACCAUGUACAACUUUGUGGCCAUUCGGUUUGAAAAGACAACGGCCAAGGUGCAGCAACAGGCUCUCCACUGGCUGCAGAUCCUCACCAAGCUGGAGAUCCUCAUACCCUUGGUGCAGUUAUUCGCCAUGUUUGGCGACGGAGUUCGCAUUAUGAAAUAUGGCAUCCAGCACGAGUUGAUGCGGGAAAAGGAUGCUCAGUCCCAAUCCCUGGCCAAGGCUCCCAAAACCCCAUGUAAAGAGAGCAAGGAAACCAAGGCAGAUAUGGCCAAUCCACCCAGGAGGAGCUCAAUUUCUCCUGUUGUCGAGGAUGACUCUGGCAAUACGUCUGCCAUCUCGGAUGAUGAGGCGCCUACCAAUCGUCACACGGAGUUCUCCACAGAUGCUGAGCACAAUCUUACCUGCUGCAUCCUUAUGCUGGACAUUCUUCUGAAGCAAAUGGAAUUGCAGGACGUGGAGCAGCACAUGGGCAUCCACACGAGCGUCUGCGAGAAUGUCUCCAGGCUGAUCAAGUGCAUGGUCACCGCAGCUCGUGUGGGUCUCAGCAGUCAUGUCUGCGCUUUGAAGGUGGCAGAAUGUGCCUAUUGUGAGGCUUCCAUCAUGUGGCAUCAACUAGCCACUAAGUUGGUCCAGUUCAUGGCUCCCCUGAAUCCAGUUAGGCCACCAGAUGUUCCCAUCGAGGACAUCAUUGAAGAGGAGAAAUCUUCUCGCAAAUCUCCACCCGAAUCGGAUAAAGAAAAGACCCGUGAUCGAGAUGUCUCUCUCUCAAUGGCUCCCUUACCAAUUCCAUUGGGUCCUUUAGGAGGCUUUGCAGAUAUCUUUAAGCUAGAUCAAUUCUUUUCAGACGAUGGAAAAAUUAUUAUAAUGGCAGGUCCAGUGCCAGUGGCUGUGCCCCAACCAGAACCGCACUCUGUGGGCGGAGUGCUCGUCCACAUGCCCCACGUCUGUUCCAAUAACGAAAAUGGGCAUUCAGUUGAUAGUAAUGAAUUGAGAAAAGUUCACGCCACAGACGAGAUCAUGACGGCCACGGUAGAAAAAAUAUCUCAUGCAACAUGACGGCCAAUGUCUCUUCCCCCACAAAACGCCCAAGCCCGCUCUAUAACCCUUUCCGAUGCCGACGUGGGCAGUGCCAAUGUCAGCGUGACCAAGGCCUCGGUCAUGGGUGAGAACGGUGCCAAUGGCGGAGCGGCCUGUGGUGGCGGGGAGAAUGGUAGCGGUUCCGAAGAGGACGAGGAAGAGGAGGACAGCGAUGACUUUUGGCACACCUCCGUGGGCAAAUUCAAGUUUACAUUGGACACAUUGCCCCAGCCUCUGCAAUACAUACAUCAGCUUCUGACGGAAAUACCCACCAUCAAGAAACCCGAGAUUCUUUACUACGUUUUACAAUGCCUUAACACGAUGGCCCUCCAUGGCGAUGCCCUGGCCAAGGCGGCCAGAGAGCAGCGUGGCUUCUUCAUCUGGUGCCAGGAGAAUCUUCUGAUCAAAAACUUGUGGGAGCUAUGCAACGCGGAGCACUCUCACAUCUGCCAAGUGGGCGUGCCACUGCUGCUGCACUGCAUCACGCUGCCACUGGGAUCAGAUGUCUUUUGGCGUGUGGUGCAGGAGGCUUUCCACGACACGGACUGGCGCGUCCGCUUCACGGCAGUGGAGCGAGUUACCGUGAUUACCCGCUUCAUGGACUCGACCCCCCUGCGCUCCGAGGUGGGCCUGCAGACGGCGCUGGCCACCGCCUUCUGUCACCUGAUCGCCAGCAUGGACGACAUCAAUGUGUACGUGGCGCAGCGGGCGACUCUCUACAUUGGGACAAUCCAUGACACGGCAAUUCGGUCGCUUCUCUUCUGCCUGGAGUCCCAGUUCGAUCUAUUCAUUGUGGACCGUCCAGUGGUGCUCCAGUCGGUCUACCAGCUUCAUAAUUCCCUCUCCGAUCGGAAGAUGCUUGGCUGGGAGUUCUUCCUGAAUCGCUUUGACACGCUUUUCGUGGAGGCACAGAUCAAUCUCGAGAAAUGCGGCGAUAUCUCGUAUCUGCGGGAUCUGAGGAACUCGGACAAUGGCAGUGAAGCUCUGUCGGCCAAGAUCCAGAAGGCUAGGGAGGCUCUUAGCCAGUCGGAUACCAGUGGCAGCAUGGCCAAAACUCUGAGUGCCUCCUUUGGCACCAAGUGGCCCUACAAGCGAACCAUGUCUGCUCCUGCCAGCAUGGCUCCUCGACAGGAUAGCAAGUUUGUUCCCGAGAAGGAGAAGAUCUACAGCCGCCAGGUCUCGGCGCCUAUACUCAAGCGGAAAACCUCUCGCUUCGGACUGGGUCAGUUCCUGGGCAGUAGUAGUGGGGGGGCUUCUGGCAGCAGCCAGUCGAUGAAUCCAGGAGCAACGGCAGCGGGCUCCUCGCGACCCAAGCCGCCGCCUUGUCCCAUCCACCAGCCAGCGCACACGGCCUUUCCCUAUCACACCCACCACCACCAUCCACAUGCCCACCAUCCGUACCCUCACCCCCAUCCACACCAUCAUCCGCAUCAUCAUGCCGGUAGUAGUGCACACGUAGCCACCACCGCCAGCACUUCGGCCGGUUUAGUCUCGACGCACAGUCAGAGCCAUCAGUACCUGGUGCACUGUGUGCCCCCAAGUCACCAUAGUCCGAUGCCGACGCUGCAGGAAGCGGAAACGCUACUCCGUUCCCAGGCAGCCGCCGAUGCCGCUGCGGCGAGUGGAUCAGUCGGCGGAUCUUUGGGUUAUCCUGCCCAGGAAGCAGCGGCAGUUGGAUCGGGAACAGCUGGAUGCAGCAUGGGGAAUCCGAAUCCCCAUCACUCUUUCCACUCCCACUUCCAAAAGCAUCCGUCGGCACCAAAUCUGCUGCCCCCGCAGCCGGCCAUCGUGCCGGCCCCCAGUCCCAGCCCCUCGACUCUGGCCUUCCCCCUGCACUGCACCUGCGAUGCCGCACCCCAUCCGCAUCCUCAGGUCACGGGUGCGGCGGCCACCGGCAGCUCGGCGAAUCCAGAUGGUCAUAUUCACUCUUUGGGUGGCUUGAACGAUGAUAACCUCAUUGGGUUGCUGUCGAGGAUCACGGAACUGGAGGAGUCUGAUCGGGAGACUAUUCACCUGCUGGUAUUCAUGCUUAUGCAGUUUAUGUCCCGCACAGAUCAGGCCUAUCCUUCUGAGGAGAAACCUAUGACGAAGACUCAGAAUAUUGUGCUAAAGCAUCUAUUCCUGCUGCUAGGCCACAACCAGAUUGACAAGACCUUCCAUACUACUCCGGAGUCUCUAAGGGUCUCUGCCGUGUUUAACGCUUUCUUAGCCAAUCUUCCACAAGUUCUGGACCAGAACCACUUGAUUGGUGGCCUCAUUCUGCCUUCAGUCAUGCAGAUCAUUCUCUAUGCCCCAAACCCAACCAGCACUUCUGGGGAAUCUUACCAGAACAUAGUCUUCAACUAUUCCUUGUGGCAUCUGGAACAGUAUCCACGUCGCAACUGGCUAUUCACCUUACUGGUUGUGCUUUACAAGUACUCUUAUACCCAGCCUCCUCUCAGUGGAUAUGUCAUCGCCGGCAUCCGCUUGAUCAUGAACAGUCUGCGUGGACACUUCCAUCAAUGUCGUCGUAUUCCCACCACGACUAUUUUAGAUAUUCAGGGCGUGGGCGGCGCUGCUAGAUCCCGCGAUGUUAGUCAACCCUCACUCGGCACGGAUCCGGACGACAAAGAAGCCAGUCCACCAGCCAGCCCAAUGUUUCCCUCUGAGGGAACCAGUGCCGCGUCUAAGAGUAAGGGUCAGAAUGUGGCCUUUACCCCAAAAUUACAGCACGCUUUCCGCAAAUACAACGAUUCAAGCUUGGAUGCGGAUGAAACGGAGUCGGAAUUGGUGGCUAUUCCGGAGAGUGAUCUCUCGGAUAGCACUUUACACGGAAGCAGUGCACCUGGAUCCUUUGAUGAUACCAUACAUUUCGAGGAUGUCAUGCCCCGUAACCGUCGAGCUGUGGAGUACACUGAAGAGAAGUCCACCAAAUCCCACAAGUCGAUGAUCACCACCAAAGUUGGCGAUACGUACACCACAAAAAUCAAGGCCACCACCACCAGUGAAACCCUUGUGACCACCCACACCAGGCACAGCUUGCAGGAAGGUGUUCGGAUGAUCGUCACUCCAUUGGUGGGUGCUGAAACCACAGAGACUGCUAUAGUUAGUCCGCCAGUUGAUGUCCAUCGAGCAGUGACCGUUCGCAAUAAGUCCCUGGAGAAUGCAGCCGCUUCCACCUCGAAAAUGUUUGCCGCCAUAGCCACGAAUCACCUAAAAGCUCUGGGUGCUCUGCAGGAUGUACCCACGUCCGUAGAAAGAAAAGCAGGAUCUAGUAGCGGAAGUGGCAGUCGGUCGGCCAAUGGCAAUGGAAGUGGAGGAAGUGCUCCCGCUGCCAUCCAGGGAUCAUCUUCUGUGCCUGCCAGCAAGCCAAUUGGACGCCACAAGACGAUUGUGGAGUGCAGUGCCGGAAACUCGAGCUCGUCGGCGGAUGACUCGCGUCAAAAAAAAUCCCAAACCAAAUCUCUUAAACGGACGGACAAAAACUAUGGAUCCCCAGAGUCACCACUGUCUAAGAUGAGCGUGAUGCCGAAUCCAAGGGAUGAAGUGGAUGAGGGUAUGCAGAGUCUGCCGCCACCCAAGAGCAUUGCCGCGUUGGAGAUUCCUACGCCGGAGCGUCUGCUGCCCAUUGGAACGCAGGAUACAGUGGCCACUCUCGUGGAGCGGGUGAGAGAUGGUCUUAAUCUACCAGACAUUAGUCAUCUGAAGCAGGACAGCUUGGAUGUAUCUGAAAGCACCAAGGACGAUGUGACUCCAAGCAGCCGGACAAACUCACCCCGUCGGCUUAUAAAGCAGGUGGCAUUGGAAUCACCCCCAAAUCCUAAUGCCCAACUUCCAUCACAAACUUCGGCCGAUCUACACACUUCUAUCCUGAAGAAUGUUCAGCAGGACCUUAAGCAAACUGCUGGAGCCUCUGGAGGCGGUGGACUUACCACCACCAACAGCAUCAAGCGUCCUCGCCAGAAAUUGGCUCCAUUUAAUGUGGACAGCAAUGCUAUUCCCGAUAUUCGAUCACGCUUUGCGGGCUCGUGGCCACCACCACCUUUCCAACCCGUGGAUCCCGAACCCGAUGAUGAUGACGACGUCGGAGCCGAGGCUUCCAAUGGCCAUGGAAAUCAUUCAACUGCUCAUGCUCCACGUGGGAGCUCACGUCGUGUGGGAGAUUACACCAUCGUUGAUCGUUGCUCCGACUGCGGUGCCCACAUUGAGGAGUAUACUGAUGAGGAGAUUGGAAUCUUCAUCGUGAUCUUAGGAACCUUUAUCCAUCGGGAACCAGCCAUGGCAGCACCGUUCCUGCCCGAGAUCCUUACCAUGACAUCACGUAUCUGCUUGAGCAGCACCCAUGCCUGGCAAGGCGAGAAUGGUCCACCUUUGGCCAGCAGCGCCCAGGCGGUGGCCCUACAGUUUUUCCGCUGCGUACUCCACCAAUUGGCUCCUAAUGGAAUAUUCCUGCAGGUGUUCCAAACCCAAAUGAAAAUGAAAAUCCGUCACAAUCACUUCCGUAGCAUUGCCAAGGCUUUGCAGGAUUUCCAGGAUCUAAAUGCCACCAGUCCGAUCUACAUGGUCUGCGAGUCACUGACCUCCAAAAAGGCGUUGCCCGUCGAUCAGCUGCCUGUAAUCUUCCGAAAUAUGGCCGAGUACUUGAAUCUCCAAUGCGUCCCAGCGGAGGCUGGAGUCGGUUUGGCCGUCUGGUCACAGGCAAUGCAGGCCAUGGAGUCGCUCCUUCGCCAAGUGAUCGUCAUUAUGCCCAAUCUAACCAAUGCGGAGUACAUGCUGGACAUCAUAGCGGCCACCCUUCGGCUCAACUGUGUACCAAAGACACUUCUUGAUCCAUACUCCAAGAUCAUGGCCUACUGUGUCCAACACACAAAUCUGGAAUAUCAAACGCUCUACGAACUUUGUACUCUGAAUAUUCGCUCUUUUAGCAAGGAUCGGGAUAAGAACCUUCUGUGUCGCCAGAUGAUCUUUGAGUUCGUCCAGGCCCUAAAGUUCAAGUCUAAUAUUCCUGACCACAAUCUACUCACGAUUAUUGGUUUUGUGCUGCUCGAUGCUGGUGGAACUCUGCCUCCAGGAGCUGCCCCUGGCUUGCCCGAUGCGGCACCAAUGAUGACCACCAAUUCUGCCGAUUGUUUGAGACAAUAUAUAAAUGAUGUUAUUGACUUUCUGGCUGAUUUCCAUACGCUCAGCAAGAUUAAGAACUUUAAGAAUGGCCAAACGAGUAAUGGUCUGGGCGAAGACACCUUGGGCGGAGUUCUCAAAGGCGCGGUUGCACAAUAUCUAGCCCUGGAGAUGUCGCGUGGCAAUUCAAGGGACAACAAGGCUGUUUCCCGGUAUCUGCCUUGGUUGAACAACGCUCCAUCCUCACUUCAGCAAGGACCCAAGGAGUUCACAGAGUGCGUGGGUCACAUGCGCCUGUUGUCUUGGUUGCUACUUGGCUCCCUUACUCACAUGGCCCUAAUGCAGCGCCGACAGGAAACACACAGCAUACCAACACCCCUGCCGCCGCAGCCAGGACAAGGAACGGGUCCCACAGCCAGUGUUCACUACCAGCAUCAGGGAGUGACAUACUCACAGCCUGUGCCACAGGAAGCCUCCUGUCAUAUUGCCGAUCACAUUCAAGUGAUCUUUGCUGGAUUCGCGGAGCAGUCCAAGACCUCGGUUCUGCACAUGUCCUCGCUCUUCCAUGCAUUCACUCUCUGCCAGUUGUGGACAGUGUAUCUGGAGCAGAUGGCCCACAACACAAACAGCAAUGCGGAAGGGAGCACGUUGGGUGUGCUUUUUGAGUUCUGGGCUAAGGUUACGCCCUGCAUCCUACAAUUAGUGUCCCACGCCAAGCCGACAGUUAACAAGGAUCAGCCGCAGACUCCCUUAGAUUUUCAGACGCAGAGUGCCAACUCCAAGCUUUCUGAGAUGGUCAAUCUGCACUUCCUUAGCCUUCUGGAGGCUCUGAAGGACACGAAUUCAACAGUUCUAGGAAAGUUGCUGCCCAUGUGGAGCCCCGUUUUAUCAUCGCAGACUCAACUCUCGGACACUUUGCACGUCCGGUUGCAAAACGUGAGGGACUAUGCACCGGACUACGAGGAGCAGCAGGCCUUUAAGUCGGAGGCUCUUCUCAAGUGGCUACAGCGACUGCAAUUUAAGAUGGGCCAAAUUGAGUUACAGGCCUCCACCGCAACGCAGUUUUACUCAAUCUAAAUAUCACACACAUAGUGA
Molecule: messenger RNA, 9338 nt
Organism: Drosophila eugracilis
Lineage: Eukaryota; Metazoa; Arthropoda; Insecta; Diptera; Drosophilidae
Gene: unc79
Product: protein unc-79 homolog
Molecular function (GO): protein binding
Source: RefSeq, a predicted model, not a curated record